GUGAAAUUGACUCUGCAAAGUAGCUCAUUCAUCAAUCGCAAACCCUCGCACCAAAGUCCAAACCCAAAUUCAAAACUUGUCUACUUCGAAACUGUCAACUUCAUUCUGACACUGCUUCCACAUCCUAUCAACAUGGCAGAUAAACUGGACCCGGUGCGACCAAUGUUCGAGCUGAAAGGACGGAACUAUCUCAUCACAGGCGGUGCACAGGGAAUUGGAUUCGCAGCUACAAGAGCGAUUUGCGAAAUGGGUGGCAAUGUGGCUGUCCUAGACAUUCAGGAACGCCCCACGUCCGACUUCCAAGGGCUGGCCUCGGAAUUUGGUGUCAAAACCUCAUACCACCAGACCGACCUCACUCAGCAAGAGAGCCUCAACGCAGGAUUUACGAAAGCUUUGGAGAGCCUCGGAGGAACUAUCGAUGGCUGUGUUCCAGCAGCAGGUAUUGCCAUCGAUAAACCUUUCGUUGAUCAAACAUGGGAGGAAUUUACUCGCAUCCAAGAGAUAAAUGUCCGCGGAGUCUUUUUCAUUGUUCAACUGGUGACAAAGCAAAUUAUAAAGCAGGAUACCCCUGGUAGCAUUGUUCUCAUUGCUUCCCAGUCUUCUCAUAUCGGCCUUCCGGGUUACAGGAUGGCAGCGUACAAUGCUUCAAAGGGCGGCAUUCUGAUGCUUUCAAAAGCACUUGCAGUAGAACUUGCCAAACACAACAUCCGAGUCAACACGAUCUCACCGGGAUUUGUCGACUCUCAGAUGACGCGAGAUGUGCGCGAAUCAAAGAGCAAAAGAGAGGGCGAUCAGAUGUGGCUUGCACCACCCUUGCAAAGACUCAGCACGCAGAACGACCUAACUCCUGCAAUUGUAUAUUUGUUAAGUGAUGCUGCGAGGCAUACAACCGCUGCCGAUAUACAGAUCACCGGGGGUUUACACGCUGGUACCAUUGAUGGUGUUAUCAGUCCACUUUGAGUCAUGACCGUAAUGUAGUACAUAAUGCAAUGCUCCAUGGCUGCCACCAGUAUCCUGAUCAGACUGAAAUCCGACCUGAGGAAGGGAGGCUCUGUAAGGGUCAGUUGUGUAACAAAGACAAUCCGAAAACAGUCCACCCUUGCGUGGAAUCUCUAAUGUCAAGCCACAGUAGUCAGAAUUCUCAGGUAUAGAGCCAGCGUUUACCUUUUCUGUAGAUUCUUGUUGUGCAGACGCGAACUUCGGAAGCGGUCAACCUAUGAUCGAGCCUUGAGUGUAUCGUGACCUCCUGGGCGGAGUGGGCCCCUUACAUUAGUUGGCG
Boeremia exigua is the source of this 1279-nucleotide messenger RNA. RefSeq lists its product as uncharacterized. Gene Ontology annotation, molecular function: oxidoreductase activity, acting on NAD(P)H, oxygen as acceptor. Lineage: Eukaryota; Fungi; Ascomycota; Dothideomycetes; Pleosporales; Didymellaceae. The record is from RefSeq and is a predicted model, not a curated record. The coding region runs from base 133 to 960 and encodes 275 amino acids. The transcript has 2 exons. Gene Ontology annotation, cellular component: intracellular anatomical structure.